This is a messenger RNA of Alternaria arborescens, 1626 nucleotides long. Its product is annotated as putative transporter. The transcript is spliced from 6 exons. Gene Ontology annotation, biological process: dipeptide transport; allantoate transport; tripeptide transport. Gene Ontology annotation, molecular function: allantoate transmembrane transporter activity; dipeptide transmembrane transporter activity. Bases 1 to 1626 code for a protein of 541 amino acids. Gene Ontology annotation, cellular component: plasma membrane. The record is from RefSeq and is a predicted model, not a curated record. NCBI's taxonomy places the organism in Eukaryota, Fungi, Ascomycota, Dothideomycetes, Pleosporales, Pleosporaceae.
AUGGCGUCUGCCACAGAUCACCCACCCUCACUAGCGAUAUCGCCACCAAAUACCGCGCCGACAGAUGUCGAGAAAGAAGCAAUCGUUGAAGACAACAGCAAAGGAAUCAAAAAGGUUCUCGAUGAGAAACUGCUAAAACACUCGCACGAUGCAGAUGCGGCGAUGAAGGCGUACGAGGGAAUGGAAGGCCAGGUUGUGGAGUUGACAGAGGAGAAGAGCAAGGCACUUUUAAGGAAGAUCGAUAUGCACAUGAUGCCUAUUAUGUGCAUUGUGUAUGGCUUGAACUACCUUGACAAGACGACGUUGAGCUACGCAAGUAUCAUGGGCCUGCGACUGCCUCCUUCAGACAACAAGCUAGCUUCUGGUAUCGGUCUAGUCGGAGACCAGUACUCGUGGCUAGGUAGCAUGUUCUACUUUGGAUACAUUGCUUUCGAAUAUCCUACUACACGAUUACUCCAAGUUCUGCCGCUAGGCAAAUACUCUGCAUUCAACAUCAUCAUGUGGGGCCUUGUACUAUCCUGCUUCGCCGCAGUUGAAAAUUACGCCGGCGCGAUCGCCAUUAGAUUUUUUCUCGGUGUCUUCGAAUCAGCAGUUACACCUGGUUUCGCACUCUUCACAUCGCAAUGGUAUACCAAGAAGGAACAGGGUUCACGUACCGGUAUCUGGUUCAGUUUCAACGGCUUUGCGCAAAUAUUCGGCGGAUGUGUUGCUUAUGGCAUUGCUGUCGGCUGUCGGAAGUCGGGCACUACUCUGGAGCCGUGGAAGAUAAUCUUCCUCGUUACUGGACUGCUCACUAUGUGCCUAGGUAUCACAUUCCUUUGGCUUGUACCCGAUAACCAGUUGAAUUGUAGGUGGUUGAGCAAGGAAGAUCGGAUCUUAGCGAUCGAGCGGAUCAGGGUCAAUGCGCAAGGUGUGGGUAACAAACACUUCAAGUGGUAUCAGUUAAAAGAGGCGUUCCUUGAUCCGUUGAGCUGGGCGUUCUUCUUUUAUGCGUUAAUUGCUGAUAUACCCAAUGGUGGCAUAUCAAACUUCUUCUCCCAACUUAUUGUUGGUUUUGGAUACACACCCGAGGAAUCUCUUCUUUACGGCACACCGGGUGGCGCAGUCGAAGUCGUCUUUCUUAUUGCCUGCGGCUGGGCCGGCGACAAAUACGGCUACCGUAUCCUUAUAUCCAUGAUCGGUCUGUGUACUGCAAUACUUGGCAUGGUUCUCAUUGUUGCACUUCCGCUAUCCAACAACUCUGGUCGUCUCGCUGGCUACUACCUAACGCAAGCUAGCCCUACGCCUUUCGUUGCUUUGCUCAGUCUCAUCUCGAGUAACGUAGCAGGAUACACAAAGAAGACGACUGUGGCGGCUAUGUAUCUGAUUGGUUACUGCGUCGGAAACAUCAUUGGCCCACAAACAUUCCGUCCCCAAGAUGCGCCUCGCUUCGUUUCCGCCGAGAUCACCAUCAUCGUCUGUUGGGUCGUUUGUUUAGGCAUCUUAGCGUUUAUUCAUUUCUACUGCGUGUGGCAGAAUAAGAAGAAGGCGCAGAUUCGCGCGGCACCUGAAUACGUGAAGCUAGACAACCAAGAGUGGCUUGAUCUCACAGAUCGGGAGAAUCCAGAAUUCAUUUACACGUUGUAG